AUGCCGGCCGCCGCGACGACGACGACGACGAGAAAGGCAUCGGCGCAGCCCUCGGCCGCCGAGCUCGAGGUGCUCACCUUCCUGACGGACCCCAACGCCCAGGUGCGCCAGGUGGCGCUGAGCAACAUUGUCGGCUUCAGCGCCCAGACCAGCCCGCACCGCUCGCUGCUCCUGUCCAAGCACAAGAACCCGGACGGCUCCCCGCUGCUCGGCAGGGACGGCAACGAGGUCGACACCAUCGACGACCUCAAGCGCCUCUGCCAGGACCAGCCCAUCACCGCCCACGAUGCCUUUAGCGCCCUCAUCAACCUCUCCGACUCGAUGGUCGUCGCCAGGCGCAUCGGUGACGCACGCUUCCUCGAGUUCCUCGUGCACUACAUUGCCGACCCCGUCUCGCUGCUGGCCGACCUCGCCUGCAUGCUCCUCUCGAACCUGACAAAGGUCGAGCCCAUCUGCGCCGAGCUCCUAGACCUCCGCGUCCAGGCGCGCCCCUUUUACGACUUCAUCCCCACCGCCGACCUCGACGCCGCCGUGUCCGGCAUGGACGUCGAGCCCAGCGAUCCCGAGUACGCCAGGAAAAAGGCGGCCGCCGAGUCGUACGCCAAGCGCCUCGUCGACCAGGCGAACCAGUCCGAGGAGCAGGUGCCCGCCAUGGCGCGCCUCCUAGACGCCUUCGAGGAGGGCGCCACCGUCGACUCGCAGGGCAGCACCCUCGAGGCGAUGAAGAAGCGCAUCCAGGAGGCGGCCAAGAACGAGGACGGCACAAAGGAAAAGGAGGAGGUCGAAAAGGGCCCCGACGGUCGGCCACGGAUCCGGCGAAAGACCAACUGCAACUUCCUCGCCAGCGUCUUUGCCAACGUCACCGUCCUGCCCAGGGGUCGCGACUGGUUCGUCGCACCGCUCUCGGCCUCGUCGGCCGCCGCAUCAGCAUCGGCCCAGGCGGCGGCGGCCAAGGCCGACAGCACCACUGACGGGGCUUUGCCUGCGGCCACUGAGUAUCCGGUCGCGCGCAUCAUGGCCUUCACCGAGCACCCCAACCUGAUCCGACGCGGAGGCGUCAUCAGCGCCAUGAAGAACAUCCUCUUUGUCAAGUCGGCGCACAAGCUGCUGGUUGCUCCUCCGCCGGCAAGGGAGGGAGAGGACGAGAUGCUGCGGGGAGCGCUGCGGGCCACCACGAGACCACCAUCCUCGGUCGACAUCCUGCCCUACCUGCUCUUGCCGCUCUGCGACGGCGCCGAGAUGGCCGAGGUCGACUUCGAGGACCAGGAGACGCUGCCGGAAGAGUGCCAGAUGCUGCCAGAGGACAAGAAGCGGGAGCGGGAUCCUGCGCUCCGGCUGAUGCUGGUCGAGUCGCUGCUGCUGCUCUGCACCAACCUCUACGGCCGACAGUGCCUGCGGGCGCGCGGCGCCUACGUCGUGCUGCGGUCCGCGCAUCUGGUGGAAAAGGACGAGAAGAUCACCGAGGCCGUCGUGCGCCUCGUCAACAUUCUUCAGCGGGACGAGUCGGAUGCCACUGCAAAGGACCUCGAGGACGACGCCGAGUCGAGGCAGGAGGACGUCGGAGCCGAGGAGCCGCUGGAUUCGGACGACGAGGACCUGGUGAUUGAAGAGCUCUGA
Molecule: messenger RNA, 1617 nt
Organism: Pseudozyma flocculosa PF-1
Lineage: Eukaryota; Fungi; Basidiomycota; Ustilaginomycetes; Ustilaginales; Ustilaginaceae
Exons: 2
Coding region: 1-1617 (538 amino acids)
Source: RefSeq, a predicted model, not a curated record